Acanthosepion pharaonis is the source of this 1329-nucleotide messenger RNA. NCBI's taxonomy places the organism in Eukaryota, Metazoa, Mollusca, Cephalopoda, Sepiida, Sepiidae. The record is from the annotation of a GenBank genome assembly.
AUGACUCCUCCUGGAUUUGAGUCCAUCUAUGCAGCUUGUCGAAGGACUUACCCAGACCAACCAAACCCUUUACAAGUGACGGCACUCACCAAAUAUUGGCUUGGUGGUCCAGAUCCUCUUGAUUAUAUUAGUAUGUAUGCUAACCCAGGAGAUCCAAAUCGAAAUAUACCUCCCCACUGGCAUUAUAUUAGCUUUGGGCUAUCUGAUCUACAUGGUGAUGGACGAGUACAUGAGAGAAGUAAUAGUAAUGAUGGUCCAAGUGGUUUUGGUUUUGAGUUGACCUUCAGAUUACGUAGAGAGCCAGGUGAAACUAACCCCCCCACCUGGCCUGCUGCUCUGAUGCAAUCCUUGGCUCGUUAUGUUUUUCAGUCAGAAAACAUUUUAUGCAGUGGAGAUCAUGUUUCUUGGCAUGCCCCUCUUGAUGGCAGUGAAUCUCGAAUCCAGCAUAUGCUCAUGACAGAAGAUGCACAACUUCAACCAAUUAUAACACCAUUUGGUGUUGUUAGUUUCAUACAAAUUGUAGGAGUCUGCAGUGAAGAAUUAAAGGCUGCACAACACUGGAAUGGCCCUGGAGUUAUUGAAUUGUUGCGUUCUGUGUCUGUAGCUGGAGGUGCAUGGUUGAAUACAGACAUGAGGAGAGGGGAAAGCAUAUUUGAAUUGGAUCCAACAUUACAAGAACGAGUAGACAGUGGGAUUGAACAAGAAGGUUCUAAUUUGAGUGGGGUAAGUGGAAGGUGCUGUUGGGAUGAACUGCCUCAGAAUGGCUGCAAUUUGAAUGAAGAAAAUAAAGAAAAUCAAUUGAGAGUUGAAGAACGACGUUGUAGCCUUGAAAGACCACAUAUAUCAGACCUGGAAUCUGAACAAAUUAAAGCAACACUAAAAAAAGGUCUUAAUAAUACAAAACUCCUAAAUUCAACAUUGCUCUCUGAACAGAAUGAAAACCUUGAUGUUCUACACCACCAAAGUGAAUUAUUCCGAACCCAAUCACUUGAUAAUGUCCAUUUGAAAUUGAGCCUUGAGGCUGGUUCGCUACUGCCACUUGCCUUGAAAGGCAGAUUAAAACAUGGCAGACAUUUUACCUUUAAAAGUGUUUUAAAUGAUGUUGCCAUAACCUUAGUUUCAAGCAGUGUUACUGGUUCCAUAGCUGAUGAACAACAUCCAUAUGCUGCCCAUGGACCUUGGCUCCAGGUUUUAUUGACCAAUGACUUUAUAGAAGAAAUGUUGGAAUCUGUUGAUGAAUUGUCUGAUCCUGAUGCUGUUGAAUGUCCCAAAACCUACGAGUGGCUACACAGGAAACUGACCAUUACAGUUUUUCCAGAUGAGAUAUAA